CAUACGCACAUCUCUGGUGCGGGUGUGUCAGAUUUCACUCCGGAGUUUUUCAUCACUUGGAGGCCGUUGGUUUAUCGGCUUGUCCAACUAUAAAGCAGGUAAACAGAAUGGAUCACCGCUGGGUCUGUUUGAGUAUCUCCCUGGCAUUACUGGCGGGCACGGCGAGAAGCCAAGAUCCGUGCAUGCCCAGCGACUACAUUGAACUGAAUCAGGCAUGGCGGAACGUCCAACAGGUCAACGAUGGCAGCGAGGAUAGGUGUGACCGUGGGUUUGCCGGAGAGUGGUACCGCUUCACGGGUGCUGCGGGAAAUGCCAUGCCGACACAGGCACCACCCAGCCAUUACAGGUGCGGUACCGACGCCCCGAUGUGGAUGAACGGGCAACAUCCCACCCUUGCUGACGGUGAAGUCUCCCGCCAGGCGUGUGCGUACUGGAACGGUAACCCCUGUCACGAGCAAACAACAAUCCAGGUGCGGGCCUGCAGCGGCGGCUACUUCGUGUAUAAACUCCCCAUAGUUCCUGCGUGCGCCGUGGUCUACUGUGGCGUGUGCUCGCCCAACCCGUGCCACGCCCGGGCCACCUGCACAUAUAUCACCCCUUCACUGGACGCAACUUGUACCUGUAACACAGGAUAUACAGGAGAUGGUCGCGCUGACGGAACUGGAUGUUCAGCCUGCUCGCCCAGCGACUACAUUGAACUGAAUGAGGCAUGGCGGAACGUCCAACAGGUCAACGAUGGUAACCAAAAUAUGUGUGACCGUGGGUUUGCUGGAGAGUGGUACCGCUUCACGGGUGCUGCGGGAAAUGCCAUGCCGACACAGGCACCACCCAGCAACUACAGGUGCGGUACCGACGCCCCGAUGUGGAUGAACGGGCAACAUCCCACCCUUGCUGACGGUGAAGUCUCCCGCCAGGUGUGUGCGUCCUGGAGCGGUAACCCCUGUUUCAGGCAAACAACAAUCCAGGUGCGGGCCUGCAGCGGCGGCUACUUCGUGUAUAAACUCCCCAUAGUUCCUGCGUGCAGCCUGGUCUACUGUGGCGUGUGCUCGCCCAACCCGUGCCACGCCCAGGCCACCUGCACAGAUAUCACCCCUUCACUGGACGCAACUUGUACCUGUAACACAGGAUAUACAGGAGAUGGUCGCGCUGAUGGAACUGGAUGUUCAGACAUCAACGCCUGCUCGCCCAACCCGUGCCACGCCCAGGCCACCUGCACAGAUAACCCCGCCCCUUCACUGGACGCAACUUGUACCUGUAACACAGGAUAUACAGGAGAUGGUCGCGCUGACGGAACUGGAUGUUCAGACAUCAACGCCUGCUCGCCCAACCCGUGCCACGCCCAGGCCACCUGCACAGAUAACCCCGCCCCUUCACUGGACGCAACUUGUACCUGUAACACAGGAUAUACAGGAGAUGGUCGCGCUGACGGAACUGGAUGUUCAGACACCAAUGUCUGCUCGAACUCGCCCAACCCGUGCCACGCCCAGGCCACCUGCACAGAUAACCCCGCCCCUUCACUGGACGCAACUUGUACCUGUAACACAGGAUAUACAGGAGAUGGUCGCGCUGACGGAACUGGAUGUUCAGACAUCAACGCCUGCUCGCCCAACCCGUGCCACGCCCAGGCCACCUGCACAGAUAACCCCGCCCCUUCACUGGACGCAACUUGUACCUGUAACACAGGAUAUACAGGAGAUGGUCGCGCUGAUGGAACUGGAUGUUCAGACACCAAUGUCUGCUCGAACUCGCCCAACCCGUGCCACGCCCAGGCCACCUGCACAGAUAACCCCGCCCCUUCACUGGACGCAACUUGUACCUGUAACACAGGAUAUACCGGAGAUGGUCGCGCUGACGGAACUGGAUGUUCAGGUAUUGUGGCAAAAACAUGA
Messenger RNA from Branchiostoma floridae (Florida lancelet), 1889 nucleotides. Its product is annotated as neurogenic locus notch homolog protein 1-like. Bases 108 to 1889 code for a protein of 593 amino acids. The record is from RefSeq and is a predicted model, not a curated record. NCBI's taxonomy places the organism in Eukaryota, Metazoa, Chordata, Leptocardii, Amphioxiformes, Branchiostomatidae. Gene Ontology annotation, molecular function: calcium ion binding. The transcript has 11 exons.